Messenger RNA from Scylla paramamosain (green mud crab), 1716 nucleotides. RefSeq lists its product as uncharacterized. Gene Ontology annotation, molecular function: nucleic acid binding. The coding region runs from base 1 to 1716 and encodes 571 amino acids. The transcript is spliced from 3 exons. NCBI's taxonomy places the organism in Eukaryota, Metazoa, Arthropoda, Malacostraca, Decapoda, Portunidae. Gene Ontology annotation, biological process: DNA integration. The record is from RefSeq and is a predicted model, not a curated record.
AUGGGGUUAUCCAAUAGCCCAGCAACAUUCCAAAGGUUUAUGGAGUAUGUGUUUAGCGAUCAGGUUUUUGUGACUCUUUUGGUGAAUCUGGAUGAUUUGUUGGUGUUUGCUCGGAGUGUGGAUGAGCAUCUGGAUAGACUGGAGGGAAUGUUGAAGCUUUUGAGGAAACAUGGGCUGAAGUUGAAACCUUCCAAAUGCCACAUACUAAAGCCCCAGGUUAGGUACCUUGGAUUUAUCAUUUCUAAGGGAGGAAUUAAUACAGACCCAGAGAAAAUACGGGCUGUACAGGAGUGGCCAGUUCCGCGCACUGUUAGGGAGGUCAGGGCAUUUGUCGCAUUCUGCUCCUUUUACAGAAGGUUUGUGAAAAAAUUUGCGAAAGUGGCUGCUCCGUUGCAUGCUUUGAUGAGUGGUGAUUCUAAGGCAGCAGUGAGUGAUUAUUGGGGGAAGGAUGAGGCCAGAGCAUUUGCCUUGUUGAAAGAGAAGUUAAGUCAGGCUCCAGUGUUGAAAAGUGCAGAUUACAGCAAGCAGUUUGUGGUGGAGACAGAUGCUAGCUUUGAAGGACUGGGAGCAGUUUUAUCUCAGGAGCAUGAUGGGAGGUUGCAUCCGGUGGCUUUUGCAAGUAGAGGUCUCAGAAGGUCAGAGCGGAACAUGAGCAAUUACAGCUCUAGGAAGUUGGAGCUGUUGGCUCUGAAGUGGGCAGUGACAGAGCAAUUUAAGCACUAUCUGGUGGGUGGACAUUUUAUAGUGCUGACGGAUAAUAAUCCAUUGGCACAUUUGAACUCUGCCAAGCUCUCGGCAGUGGAGAGUAGGUGGCUGGGUGACUUGGGAAGGUUUGAUUUUGAGGUGAAAUACCGGCCAGGGAAUGGUAACGCGGAUGGAUUGUCGAGGAGGCCCCAGGAAUUGAUUGAGGGAGGGGAGGAAGAGAAGGAGAUAUGGGAAACCAGUCCUAACACCUCGUGGGGUCAUCAAGGGGUUACUAGAACAACGUCACUAGUGAAGGAUAGGUUUGCUUGGCCAGGACUACAUGAAGACAUCAAAUUGUAUGUGGCAAAGUGCAAAGUCUGUGUCAUGGGGAAGGAGGAGGGUGUGCGGGCCAAGACUAAGUUGGGUACGUUGGAAGCCAACCGCCCCUGGGAAGUGUUGGCUGUUGACUUCACUUUGCUGGAUCCGGCCAGGGAUGGCAAGGAAAAUGUAUUGGUGGUGACGGAUGUGUUUAGCAAGUUUGCCCUGGCCUUUCCUACUAAAAAUCAAAAGGCAAGCACAGUAGCCAAGAUCUUGGUGGAGGAGAUUUUUCACCGUUUUGGUUGCCCAGAAAGGGUACAUAGUGACCAGGGUAGGAAUUUUGAGGGAAAGUUAGUGCAGGAACUAUGCAAGUAUUACCAUGUAGCCAAGUCUCGUACCACCCCGUAUCACCCUCAAGGAAAUGGGAUCUGUGAGAGGUUUAACCGCACCUUACAUGGGAUGUUAGUUACCCUUGGUCAGGAACAGCGGGAGCACUGGCCUAGGCACUUGUCAAGCCUCACUUCCAUCUAUAAUACCACACCCCAUGCUGUCACUGGUUUUUCACCCCAUUAUUUGUUGUUUGGUGUGGAACCCCAUUUACCUUUGGAUAGGUUCUGUGAGGAAACUGAUAAACCGGACUCAGAGGAACAAGUGGACUCAGUGGUUGAGCAGGAGGGAGAGGAUGCCCUAGGGCCUGGUGAAGAGCCAGAUUAA